AUGAAUAACAAUGUAUUGAUAAUUGGAUUCUUCUUAAACGAUCGGAACCACUGGACGAGCGGUGACUGCGGUUUACCGGCGAUACCGGAGUCCACAAAACUAAGCCUAUUUAAGAGCCGAUACGCCGAACAAUCAGUGAUCAGCUAUGAGUGCGAAGAGACCAAAGACCAGCUCAUCGAAGGUAAACACAGACAAUGCCUUAACCAUCGCUGGAACGGAUCACUUCCCCGAUGCGCCAAAGAAGUGGAAGCGGUUCUACUGAAGCGCAUAGAGAUCACCGAAAUGGGUGGCCGUCAGCCCCUGUAUCGGGAGAUGAAGUGGUCAGCAGUAGAGCCGCGACGGAUGGCCAGAAUUGUCAACAAUAACGCCAAAUACGACACCACAGACUGUCCGAAGACACGCUUCCUCUGGAGCGUGAAUCAGAGCCAGAGCUGGACUUUUCACGUCCUCCGCGGUUAUUAUUUCAACUACUUUUCGCUUCGCUUGAGAAGCGCCGGCGGAUCUCUUCGGCAACUCUACGACCAGAAUCGGCUGCAACUGUCGGCCACAAUGGAGGACAUCAUUAGCUCCAAGCGGUGUCUGUUGGAGCGGUUCCGGGCGCACGACACGGACCCGUUGGCCGAAGUGAUUAGCUUUGUGUGCGACAAAUCGGAGCGACAGAUGAUCGGCGCUCAGGAGGGCGUCGACGAGUCCAUCGAAAAGAUUGUGGUGAGGGCUGUGGUGGCGGUCGACGACCACGCGGUGAACAUCACCACCACUUUCUGCGACCUCCGGCUCUAUGUCUUGAGCGAGUCGUGCGGUUCGCCCGAAAAGCCGCUCAAUUCCGACCAUUUGGUGCGCGAGAAGACAUACACUGUGUUCACGUGUCGCGAGGGCUUCCAUCUGGUGGGUCACCAACGGGUCCGCUGCAGUCCCGACGGCCAAUGGCUCGACCCGUUCCCCCGCUGUCUGCCCAAUAAGACGUGUCCCAUACCGGCCAUCGAUAGGCCCGACCCCAACCUCUUUGUCCAAUACAAACAUUUUUAUGAUGUGAAUGGUUCCCAAUACGGGGUUCCCGACGAUCUGGCCAUCUAUUCUUGCGUUAAUACCACAACCAAUGCUACGACAAAGCAAGUGAUCGGUCCGAUCAGUCGUGUCUGCAGGGAUGGCAAGUGGACGGGUAGCCAACCGGGAGAGAUGUCUAACUCGCAAAAUGACCAUCGUGCUAAAUAUAUGAAUGCGAUGAGCGGCCUAGAAGUGGUGGAGCAUGAUGGUGUUAUUCAAAAGGUGUGUUGGCUGGAGUGGAUGCUCGCCAUAAAGACGGUUAGGGUUAGGCCGAGCGACGUGUUUGUGUGCGGGUAUCCCAAGUCGGGCAUCACUUGGCUCCAGGAGAUUGUGUGCCGUAUUGUGUCGGACGGAGUGGUGGGCAGAGACGGCCACCGCAUUGUAGACGACGUGAUGGCCACCAAAAAUAAUCAUUUGUCGUCGUUUGAGACGUUAGACAACCCGCGGAUUGUGUCCACACAUUUUGAAGCCAAAUAUUUGCCAUCAUUUGCGACAAUCGAUUGCAAAGUUAUAUACAUAGUCCGUAACCCAAAGGAUGUUUGCGUUUCUUACUAUCAUUUUCACAAAAUGUUGAAAGAGUACGGCUCGGGUGUGGAUUGGGAUGACUUCUGCCACCUUUUCCUCUCCGGUCAACUCUUAACCGGCGAUUGGUUGUCACACGUGAACGACUAUUGGCUCACUUACGGCACUCGCAAUCACCCGAACGUACUGUUCAUUGCGUACGAAGAGCUGUGCGCAGACCUGACGGCAAUGGUCGGCACAAUCGGCCGCUUUCUCGGCAAACAACUGACCGCCGAAACGGUGGCCAACAUUGCGGUCAAGUGUACGGCCGAUGCGAUGAGAGACUCAUUUAUUAAUCCGCCGGAGUUUCGCUCGAACUCACAAUUCAUACGUGAGGCCAAAGUCGGCGAUUGGAAGCGACACAUGACUGAACACAUGUCAGCCCUAUUUGACAAGAGAUACGGAGAUGGGUUGCGGGCCAUUGGGCUCCCGGUGUGCGAUCAUAUGGAGGGGGCGAUUGAAUAUAUGAGCAAAACCGGUCGUAUCAUUCAACGCAAUUAA
Molecule: messenger RNA, 2106 nt
Organism: Medioppia subpectinata
Lineage: Eukaryota; Metazoa; Arthropoda; Arachnida; Sarcoptiformes; Oppiidae
Source: the annotation of a GenBank genome assembly